AUGACUGUCGCAUCAACCAUUCUAAGAUCCAGAGUGAUCCAAAAACCUUUCCAGUUAUUUCAUUAUUACUUUCUUUUAGAGAAACCUCCUGCUUCAACAUUGUCUGAUUUACAAUUCGAAACAGAUAUUUCAAUCUCCCUUAAUAAAUUUAAACAUCAUAAUUGGUCGAUUAAAGAAGUUUGUCAUUAUGGUUUCCUUUCAUCAAUUAUAUUUUUUGUAUUCAUAAUAUUCCCUGCAUCAUUCCUUAUAAAAAUCCCUAUACUUUUAUCAUUUAUACUAUGUUUCUUAAUUCCAUUAACUUCCCAAUUUUUUGUUCAUGCAUUACCAGUAUUUACCUGGUUAGCACUUUUCUUUAGUGCUGGUAAAAUCCCAACUCAUUGGAAACCGGCUAUUUCAGUAAAAGUUUUACCAGCAAUGGAAACUAUUCUUUAUGGUGAUAAUUUAUCGGAUGUAUUAGCAACAGUUACUAAUUCAUUUUUGGAUUUAGUAGCUUGGUUUCCUUAUGGUAUAGUACACUUCAGUGCUCCAUUUGUGGUUGCAGCUUUCAUCUUUUUAUUUGCUCCUCCUACAUCUUUAAGAUCAUUUGGUUUUGCUUUUGGAUACAUGAAUUUAAUUGGGGUAUUAACUCAAAUCUUCUUUCCAGCUGCAGCUCCUUGGUAUAAAAAUUUGUAUGGUUUACAACCUGCAAAUUAUUCUAUGCAAGGUUCUCCAGGUGGUUUGGGUAGAAUUGAUGAAUUAUUUGGAUUUGAUAUGUAUACAACAACAUUUUCUAAUUCACCAGUCAUUUUUGGAGCUUUCCCUUCUUUACAUAGUGGUUGUGCAAUUAUGGAUGUACUCUUCUUAUGUUGGUUAUUCCCAAAAUAUAAAUAUGUGUGGUGGACUUAUGGGUCUUGGCUUUGGUGGAGUACAAUGUACCUUACCCAUCACUAUUUUAUUGACUUAAUUGGAGGUGCUGCUUUAAGUUUAAUUGUUUUUGAAUAUACUAAAUAUAAUCAUUUACCAAUUGUUGACCCAGCUAAAUUUUGUCGUUGGUCUUAUGUUGAAAUUAAUAAAAUCGAUAUUCAAACUAUUGAUCCAUUAUCAUCAAGUUACAUAAGUGUUUCUGAUACUUCAGAUUCAGAAAAUAAUUUGGGGCUUGAUGAUAAUGUAACUAGAUUUGUUAACUAUCCAUACUUACAACAACAACCUAUAUUCCAAGCUCAAUCGUCUCAAUCGAUCGCAGCUCAACUUCCAGUUGAAGAGUUUGAAAUGUCCAGUAUUUCAGUUCCAAGAUCAAGACAAUCUUCAAGAAGUUAUAUUGCAGGAGUAGUUGCUCAUGAUGAUGUUGAUGUCAGUAGUCAUGAAGACAAUUCAUCAUUAGAAAACAGUGCUACUCCAUCUGUAUUUGAUGAUGAACAUCACCAAAUCAGCUCAACAACUUCCACUACAUCUCUUGAAGAUUUAGCAUCACAAGCUAGCUCCUUGCAUCCAUCAUCCAGUAAAAAGAAUCGCUAA
Molecule: messenger RNA, 1494 nt
Organism: Scheffersomyces amazonensis
Lineage: Eukaryota; Fungi; Ascomycota; Pichiomycetes; Serinales; Debaryomycetaceae
Gene: AUR1
Product: inositol phosphorylceramide synthase
Exons: 2
Coding region: 1-1494 (497 amino acids)
Biological process (GO): inositol phosphoceramide metabolic process; sphingolipid biosynthetic process
Cellular component (GO): inositol phosphoceramide synthase complex
Molecular function (GO): inositol phosphoceramide synthase activity
Source: RefSeq, a predicted model, not a curated record